AUGGCCCACGUUCAGUCCACAUUUUCGGCGCGGCGCGUCAUCACCCUCGCCGUAUUCUACUUCGCGUCACUCUGGGCGGUGAUUCUCCCUCUGCCGCGCCUCGCGGAAGCAGUUUCCCUCUCCGACGUGCUGGCUCUAAUCCGCGAUAAGGCAAAUUUUGCCGCCGGGGACCUAUCUUGUGGAAUGGUGGAGUUUGCCGCGGGAUACGACAAGGUGAACGACAUCAGCGGAGUCUCGCUUCUGCUGCCUGAAAACGACGCCUGGAAUUAUGCAAUGAUGGGCUACCAGGGCAUGAACCCGUCCGCUACAACCGCGUCGGACCCGCUUCUUGAGGCGCUCGACACAAUGGUGAAGUCCAAGGGCGCCGUGGCGAGUCUCAACGCCAUGUCUGCCAACGCCAAGAAUGCCAUGUCCCGGCUGGCAAAGUACAUGGCGAUCCGCGAAUACAUCUCACCUCAGGAAAUGGCAUCCGGCAAGCCUGUUUUCCCUUCCGAGCAGUACAAGGACGGGCGGUUCAGCCUAAACACGUUGCUCAACCAGCCACUGUAUCUCUACGGCAACGUCACUGGCAUCGGCAGUAACACGGCCUUGGAUCACGUCUUCAUUGGGUCCGACAUGGGACCCAUCGAAGCCGUAAGAGCCAUUGCGACUAACACGAGCGACCCCGUGAGCGUAGACCAAUUUUCGAAGGGGGGUAACGCUGGAGUGCCGAAGGCAGUGGCGCGUGUAAACUUAGCUGGUGGUCAGGGCACGUCCGAAAAGUUCCUUGGCAAGACCACGUCAUCUUCUGAUAUGGGAGCUCUUGCGGUAUCUAUGGUGGUGUUCCCCGCCAACAUGGGCUCCCUCACCAGCUACGAUGCCGUGUCAACAUACGGCAAAGGUGCUGGCACUUUUGCCUUGUAUGGGAGCUCCAUGGCCCUGAUUCUUUCGAUGAUUGCAGCGCUUUUGCUCGUUUGA
This is a messenger RNA of Closterium sp. Naga37s-1, 957 nucleotides long. Lineage: Eukaryota; Viridiplantae; Streptophyta; Zygnematophyceae; Desmidiales; Closteriaceae. The record is from the annotation of a GenBank genome assembly.